This is a messenger RNA of Clupea harengus (Atlantic herring), 2149 nucleotides long. RefSeq names its product ezrin b (gene ezrb). NCBI's taxonomy places the organism in Eukaryota, Metazoa, Chordata, Actinopteri, Clupeiformes, Clupeidae. Gene Ontology annotation, molecular function: actin binding. The record is from RefSeq and is a predicted model, not a curated record. Gene Ontology annotation, cellular component: cytoskeleton.
UUGCCCUUGCGCCAUGUCACACGCUUUGCUCGCCAUGGUAGCGCGGUCAACAGAAACUCGCAAUCAUGCUGCAAUCGCGUUGAGGUGCGCGAACUCAUAGCGGAUCUCCGCGCCCACAGUGCGUCAUCGGGUGGAGCGUCAGCCAUAUUGACGCGCUGCUGACUCCAGGCAAGUUAAGUGAGUGAGAGGAGGGAGGGGAGUGUUCACGUCUGCAGUUUUGUGUACGGACUCAACUGAAAUCGCACCUGUUUUGACGCCGGUGAAGGUUUCAUCUAUCUGAAGGAUUGUUUGACCGAUUUUACUGCAGUUGCUGCUGCUGGGAGUUUAAAGAAGGAUUCAAAAUGCCUAAACCGCUAAAUGUUCGCGUCACCACCAUGGAUGCGGAGCUGGAGUUUGCCGUCCAGCCCAGCACCACAGGCAAGCAGCUCUUCGACCAGGUGGUCAAGACCAUCGGCCUGCGGGAGGUCUGGUACUUUGGGCUGCAGUACAUGGACAGCAAAGGCUACCACACCUGGCUUAAACUGGAUAAGAAGGUCUCCUCACAGGACGUGAAGAAGGAGAACCCCCUGCAGUUUAAGUUCCGGGCAAAGUUCUUCCCAGAGGACGUGGCUGAGGAGCUGAUCCAGGACAUCACACAGAAGCUCUUCUUCAUGCAGGUGAAGGACGCCCUUUUGAGUGACGAGAUCUACUGUCCCCCUGAGACUGCUGUGCUGCUCGGGUCCUACGCCGUCCAGGCAAAGUUCGGCGACUUCAACAAGGAGGCACACAAGCCUGGAUACCUCACGUCCGAUCGCCUGCUGCCCCAACGUGUCCUGGAGCAGCACAAGCUCUCCCGAGAGCAGUGGGAGGAGAGGAUCCAGGUGUGGCACGAGGAACACAGAAGCAUGCUGAGAGAGGACGCCAUGUUGGAGUACCUGAAGAUCGGACAGGACCUGGAGAUGUAUGGCGUCAACUACUUUGACAUCAAGAACAAGAAGGGCACGGAGCUGUGGCUGGGUGUGGACGCGCUCGGACUCAACAUCUACGAGAAGAGUGACAAACUGACACCAAAGAUUGGAUUUCCGUGGAGUGAAAUCAGGAAUAUCUCCUUCAAUGAUAAGAAGUUUAUCAUCAAGCCCAUUGACAAAAAGGCCCCAGACUUCUUGUUCUACGCCCCUCGCCUCCGCAUUAAUAAGCGCAUCCUGCAGCUGUGCAUGGGGAACCAUGAGCUGUACAUGCGCCGCAGGAAGCCGGACACCAUCGAGGUGCAGCAGAUGAAGGCCCAGGCCCGUGAGGAGAAGCACCAGAAACAGCUGGAACGGGCCCAGCUGGAGAACGAGAAGAAGAAGAGAGAGAGCAUCGAGCGCGAGAAGGAGCAGAUGGAGAGAGAGAAGCAGGAGCUCAUGAUGCGUCUGUACGAGUUCGAAGAGAAGACCAAGAGAGCUGAGAAAGACCUGCAGGAGCAGAUGCAGAGGGCCAUACAGCUGGAGCAGGAGAGGCGGCGGGCUGAGGACGAGGCGGCGCGGCUGGAGUCUGACAGGCAAGCAGCCCUGCUGGCCAAGGAGGAGCUGGCCAGGCAGGCCGAGGACCAGAUGAAGGGCCAGGAGCAGCUGGCCGCAGAGCUGGCAGAACACACUGCUAGGAUCGCCCUGCUGGAGGAGGCCAGGAAACGCAAGGAGGAGGAGGCCAGCACAUGGCAAGAGAGAGCUCAGAAUGCUCAGGACGACCUGCUGAAGACGCGCGAGGAGCUUCACCUGGUGCUGACGGCUCCGGUGGCACUCCCUCCCCCGCCGCCGCCCGUCAUGGACCACAUGGACGACGGCGAGGGCGAGGACGGCGAGGAGAGCACCAGCACACACAGCGCCGAGCUGCAGAUGGAGGGCUUCGACGACCACCGCCUGGAGGAGGAGCGCCUCACCGAGGCCGAGAAGAACGAGAGGGUGCAGAAGCAACUGAUGGCCCUGACCUCUGAGCUGGCCUAUGCUCGUGACGACACCAAGAAGACCCAGAACGACAUCCUGCACACGGAGAACGUGCGCGCUGGCCGAGACAAGUACAAGACCCUGCGGCAGAUCCGACAGGGCAACACCAAGCAGCGCAUUGACGAGUUUGAGGCCUUAUAAAAGCACCCCCCCAACCCCACCCCCACCCAUCCUCCACACCCCCCAAC